Chaetomium strumarium is the source of this 1633-nucleotide messenger RNA. RefSeq names its product methionyl-tRNA formyltransferase-like protein. Gene Ontology annotation, cellular component: mitochondrion. The record is from RefSeq and is a predicted model, not a curated record. Gene Ontology annotation, biological process: conversion of methionyl-tRNA to N-formyl-methionyl-tRNA; biosynthetic process. NCBI's taxonomy places the organism in Eukaryota, Fungi, Ascomycota, Sordariomycetes, Sordariales, Chaetomiaceae. The coding region runs from base 162 to 1352 and encodes 396 amino acids. The transcript is spliced from 4 exons. Gene Ontology annotation, molecular function: methionyl-tRNA formyltransferase activity.
GCUCAAAACAUGAAUGAUCGAGUCACUCAACCCAUGUGAUUGACCAUAACAAGGAAAGGAAGAAGCCUUCUCGGUGUCAUUCACUUCAUCAGGCACGAACUUGUGGGCCGUUGGAAAGUAUGAAAUGGUGAGGUCCCCGAGAGCUCCCUACCCAAGGUGAGAUGCUACAUCUCACGAGAUCUCUCCUUCGGACAGCCGCCAGACCUAUACGAUGGCGGCAAUCAUAUAGCAUAGCCACCAAAGCGUCCGAGCCUCUGAGGAUUCUGUUUUGCGGCUCGGAUAAGUUCAGCUGCGAGUCUUUGCAAGCUCUGCACGACGAGCACAAGCGUGAUACGGACCUUAUCCGUUCCAUCGAUGUGGUAGUCAGACCAAGCAAGCCAACGGGGAGAGGAAACAAGGUGAUGUCAGAAGUUCCUAUCCGGACACUUGCAGAACGGCUCAAUCUCCCAGUCCAUGUGAGGGACACGUUUACGGGUUGGGCUAUGCCCAAACCCCAUGGCGAUCCCAUCAACCUCAUAAUCGCCGUCUCCUUCGGCCUCUUCGUCCCGCCCCGCCUGAUCAACGCGUCCAAGUACGGCGGCCUCAACGUCCACCCUUCCCUGCUGCCCGACCUCCGUGGCCCAGCCCCAAUCCACCACGCCCUCCUCGCCGAGCGCACCCACACCGGCAUCUCCAUCCAGACCCUCUCCCCGCGGGCCUUUGACGAAGGGACGAUCCUACUCCAGACCCCGAGCCCGGGUAUCCCCAUCCCGCCACAGUGCACGCCACAGCAGCUGCACGACCUGCUCGCGCCGGAGGGCGCCAGGAUGCUGGUCGAGGCCCUGCGGCGCCGCUUACACGUCCCGCCGUACCGGCCUGUCAGGGAGAAUGAUUAUGAUGAUAAUGAUGAUGAUGAAGGGCGCCGUCUGCGGCAUGCGCCCAAGAUCACGACCGCGGACAGGCAGAUCCGCUGGACUGCGUCCGGGGCGGGCAGGGUGGCGCUGCAGGCUAGGGUGCUGGGUCCAUUGUGGAGUCAUCUGGCGAUAGAGGAAGGGGUGGGAAAGAGGGUUAUUUUGGAGGAUGUUGAGGAGGCAGUUGUUGGAAGGUCCGGGGAGGGAGAAGGGCGAGGAGGAGGGGCGAGACAUGUAACCUGGCUGCAGAAGUCAGAUGGCGCUGGGAAAGCGGGUGUGGAUCCGGCACUGGGCAAGGCGGAAGUCGUCACGUUGAGGUAUGUCGUGGGCGGUAGCGGCACUGGGAAGUCCAUUCUUGUGCAGAUGGUCGACGGGUCGUGGCUGAGGGUGGGAAGAAUCAAGGUUGAAGGUUCCAUCUCUAAGCCCGCAAGGGGCGUUCUGGAGAGCAUGAGACCGAGAUGAUUUACUCGCGUCGUGCUGCUGCUAGUUUACUGCUCGGCCAUGCACUGGUAAUAAAGAAUUUGGCAGGAAUCAACAUCCCGCAUUCUCUGUACUCCGACAUAUUUACAUUUUGCUUAUCCGUACAUACAUGCCAUUACCGUCAAUAGCCUGCGAGAAGUUCCAAAUCCUUGCUCACUCCCAGCAGCGGGGUGUCACCCAGGAGCCCAAGUACUAAUAGCCCGAAAACCAUCUUUCCCAACUCCAUCCACCAAGACUGUGAACGCCAGGAACCCCAAACUCGC